UUCGUUUCCUAGUCGUUUUUGUGCUGUUUCGGCUGCUCCAUCUUCUUCGUCUCUCGCUCUGUCUCUUUCACGCUUUCUUCUCCUUCUCUCUCCCUCUCAUUUCAACCUGAACUCUCUUCAAUUUCCUCCCUUGCUGUACAACACUGCACUGACAAGUGACCCGCUUCCCACCAAUUCAAAUUUUUUUAAGUUCGGCCAUCGCGAAGUGUUCGAGCCAGAGCUCAAAGGAGGUCUGCGGCGAUGCCUGUUCCCGCUAAGCCCCGGCUGGUGGCUAAGCCCGUGGCCGAGCCGCGAGCCGUCCUCGGCCCCGGAGGAAACAGAGUCGCCAUUGCCGAAGAUCCGAAGCGCCGGGGUGAGCCGCAGAAGCCGAGGAAGCCGGCUGCGGAGGUGCCGGCUUUGGCUGUGAGGAGCGGCGCCUCCGUGGACAGCACGUGCUCCUCGGACUCGAACUCGAACUCGAACUCGAGCAGCGCUUCCUCUGUGAAGAAGAUGGCAAAGGGCAGGAGGACGGCGAAGAGCGUCGGAGCAAGGGCAGGCCCCGGUGCUGAGGAUGGUGGCAUUUCUGGUCCGUUCAAACGGUGCGACUGGAUCACAGCGAAUUCAGAUCCUCUGUAUACUUCCUUCCAUGAUGCAGAAUGGGGUGUUCCUGUUCAUGAUGAUAGGAAGCUCUUUGAGCUGCUGGUCUUUUCACAGGCAUUGGCAGAAUUAAGCUGGCCCAUGAUUCUACAGCUGAGAGAUGUAUUCAGGAAGUCUUUUGACAAUUUUGACCCAUCAAGCGUUGCUCAUUUUGAAGAGAAGACGCUCCGUGUGAAAGUAAAUGGAAAACCAUUGCUAUCUGAACCAAAGCUCCGUGCAGUCAUUGAGAACGCCAAACAGACCAUCAAGAUUCAGGAGGAGUUUGGUUCCUUCAGUAACUACAUUUGGAGUUUCGUUAAUCACAAGCCUAUAAGAAAUGGAUUCCGUUAUGCUCGUCAAGUGCCCAUAAAGACGCCGAAAGCAGAGUUCAUUAGCAAGAACAUGAUGCGAAGAGGCUUCUGUUGCGUCGGGCCGACUGUCAUCUACUCGUUCAUGCAAGUCGCGGGAAUGGUCAAUGAUCAUCUAUUGUCAUGCUUCAGAUACAGAGAAUGCAAUGCAGCUGUCGAGAGGGACUUCAAACCUAAGACAGAGGAGACACAAGUAACAAACGAAGGUUCGGGAGCCCGCGCCCACCUCAAAGUCGAAACUCAUUAGAGCAAAAACUUACCUGCUAACCGAUGACAAUAACUCGGAGGAGGGAAAAAUGAUAGGGUCUCGAUACGGUGGAGCAUUUGCAACUUAACGAUGUUCUAGUAUAGCUAUUCUUGUCUAUUCGCUUGUAUAAUAUUGUGUGUAUUAAGAAGUUGUUGACAUUACGUUAUGAGGACUGCCUUGUUGAUGUAAGGUUGUGAGAAAUUUAUCCGCUUUGCCAUCUU
Molecule: messenger RNA, 1451 nt
Organism: Syzygium oleosum
Lineage: Eukaryota; Viridiplantae; Streptophyta; Magnoliopsida; Myrtales; Myrtaceae
Exons: 4
Coding region: 241-1230 (329 amino acids)
Biological process (GO): base-excision repair
Molecular function (GO): DNA-3-methyladenine glycosylase activity
Source: RefSeq, a predicted model, not a curated record